Entrophospora sp. SA101 is the source of this 861-nucleotide messenger RNA. Lineage: Eukaryota; Fungi; Glomeromycota; Glomeromycetes; Entrophosporales; Entrophosporaceae. The record is from the annotation of a GenBank genome assembly.
AUGUCACAUUCAACAUCAACAACCGACAAUUCAACAACUGCAAACGCAACUCCUAAUUUUAAUUUAAGCGAUAUAAUAUCAGAAGAGUCACCUCCAGUUUAUACACCAUAUCCAAAAUAUGGUGAAAAAUCAAUUGCUUUUGGUCCAGUGAAUCCUUUUAUACCUGACUCGUCAUACACUCCUUUAUCGCCACCGACACCACAACCAUCGCGAUUUGCAACAACAUUUAAUGCUGGUCCAUCGUUAUAUCCUUCUACUACUCAACCAAGACAAGACAUUUCACCACCACGAACGUUAGAACCUUUAAUUAAUGUUGGUCCACCACGUCAACCAGUUCCAAUACAAUUGCAACAUUCACAAAGCUCGACGACUAGAAUAAAUCUACCACCACCGCCACAACUUCCACCACAGAAUCUUUAUUAUAGAAACCAACAGCCACCAUUAUUUAUGGAUAAUUCUGGCCCACCAAGCCAACUAUCACAAUAUUCACUUCAAAAUUUUUAUUAUACGCCACAACCAAUGCAUUCUCAAAUAUCUUCUCCAAUAAAUCCUUAUGCACAAUCAUUGCUUGAAAUGAUAAAUAUGAAUAAUAAUCAUAUAUCUAAUUCUAUAUUACAAUCAAGUAAUACAUCUACUUCUACUAGACCAUUAUAUUGUUCUAAAUGUAAUAAUAAUAAUAAUAACACUACUACCGGUCAUCCAAAUGAUCAUCAAUAUAAUCAAUUAUGUUCAAGACUUGGUGACCUUUCUAUAGGAGGAUGGAUAUGUUCAAAUUGUCAAGGAACUGGUACAGAAAAACGAUUGUCGCUUGAAAGUCGUUUAUGUCCACAGUGUAAAGGCAUUGGAAGAAAAUUCAGAUAA